Molecule: messenger RNA, 4618 nt
Organism: Onychostruthus taczanowskii (white-rumped snowfinch)
Lineage: Eukaryota; Metazoa; Chordata; Aves; Passeriformes; Passeridae
Gene: VASH2
Product: vasohibin 2
Exons: 7
Coding region: 74-967 (297 amino acids)
Biological process (GO): regulation of angiogenesis
Cellular component (GO): cytoplasm
Source: RefSeq, a predicted model, not a curated record
CGGCGGGGGCUCGGAGGAGGAGGAGCAGCGGGACGGCGGCUCGCUCUUCCUGGUGAACAAGAGCGGCUUCCCCAUGGACGGGCAGACCUGGGAGCGGAUGUGGGGCCACGUGGAGCGGGUGCACCCCGACGGCGGUGCCGUGGCGGCGGCCAUCCGGAGCGCCGCCCGCCUGGCUCGGCCCUCAGUCCCGCCAGUGCCAAACUACAAGCUCUCCAUGUCAAUCCCAGAGUGGCUCCAGGCAAUACAGACCUACAUGAAGAUGCUGCAAUACAAUCACACGGGAACACAGUUCUUCGAGAUCAGAAAAACCAGACCUCUGAGUGGGUUAAUGGAGACAGCAAAAGAAAUGACCAGGGAGUCCUUACCUAUCAAAUGCCUUGAAGCAGUUAUCCUGGGGAUCUACUUAACAAACGGGCAGCCCUCCGUGGAACGAUUCCCCAUCAGCUUUAAAACCCACUUCUCAGGGAACUAUUUUCAUCACGUGGUGCUUGGGAUUUACUGCAACGGCCGCUACGGCUCGCUGGGCAUGAGCAGGCGAUCAGACCUGAUGGACAAACCUCUCACUUACCGAACUCUGAGCGACCUCAUCUUCGAAUUCGAAGACUCCUAUAAAAAGUACUUGCAUUCAGUCAAAAAAGUCAAAAUCGGGUUGUACGUCCCACACGAGCCGCACAGCUUCCAGCCCAUCGAGUGGAAACAGCUGGUCCUCAACGUGUCCAAAAUGAUGCGCACAGAAGUCAGAAAGGAGCUGGAGAAGUUUGCCAGGGAUAUGAGGAUGAAGAUUCUGAAACCCUCAAGUGCCCAUUCUCCAAUGAAGGAGAGACCCCGGGGGAAGUCGCUGUCCCCUCGCCGGAGGCAAGGUAGCCCUCAGAGACGGGCUUGCAGGAGAGAUAAAUCGCCGGCGGUGCUGGACAAGAAAGGAGACCUGGCUACGCUCAACGAGGUGGGCUACCAGCUCCGCAUCUGACACAGCCGUGCCACGGACUCCAGAGGGCUCCCCGCUGCUGCCGCUGCACUUUACCUGCACUCUCUUGGAAGGAAAAAGGAAUGGGACUGUUUUUUAACUUACAUACUCUCACAAUAAAAGUUUGACCUAGAAAAUAGGGGGUAAUUUUUUUUUGGUGGCAGUAUUUAUUUCAAUUUAUAGAAAAGGCAUCAGUGAAGGGAACCUAAAAUUAGAUUUGCCAGGGUAUGAGAUUUUUUUUCUCUCCCAUCAUGUAGCAGGUGACUUCACUCAUGUGAGUUUCUUCAAAUAUAAUUUCCCUGUACAAGUGUUAAUUGAACUUGGCCUUGUGCUGGGUGGUUGCAUUGGAGUAACUAACAAUUCAUAUUCUUAGUAUUAAGAUGUGCUGGGGUGCAGUGCAAUUAAAAAAAAAAAAAAUUCACUAUUAAUCUUUAAUUCAGCAAUAAAAGCAAGCAGUGAAGAAGUGGCAUAAGUUUUUAAAGUAUCAAUAUUACCUCACUAGACUUAAUAGAUAUGCAAAACUGUCAGUAUUAUUGUUUUCUAACCGAUUUGUACUGUUUCCCAGCAUUACUGGGAGUAUUAAAACAGCACUGGAUGUUUUACUGCCACCUGUAUUAUUAUUUUCUGCAUGUUGCCGAAAGAUGUUAAGUAACAGUAAUAUGCACCUGUAUUCUUAACACUGACAUCUUGUUAGGCAAGAUACGAGGUUUGGGGUUUUUUAAAUGAUGAUAAUUGAUGAAUAAUGAAUUUUUAAACUUUCAUAAUUUUUUUGUACUUUUGUCACAAGCUUUUAGUCUUUCUGAACUAUACCGCUGAAGCACAAAACACAGAGAUUGCUGUUUUGUAGAGACAAGUCAGCUUUUUUCUCAUAUAUGUAGUACCUGGAAUAACGGAAAAACUGUGGGAAUUGCUAACCUGAGUCCAUGUGCUUUUCUUUCCACAUUUAUGUGCAUAUUUGAACCUUGUCUUUGAAAGGCUGAGCAGUCUCUGAUGGUGAUGCCUUGAAACCUUGUAUUAAAUCAGGCAUGGCAGGCUGAAGUUAAACCUUCUGCUGUGCUGUGCAGGGAGUUUUCCUGCAUGUGUUGUAGUAACUACUGCUUAGUCAGACUUGAAUAAGGAAGUGUGACUGAAAUAGAUGAAAAUCAAGCUUGUCUGCUUCCUCCCUGCUCAGUUGUUUUGUUUUAAGACUUGGCUAAGGACCUGUGAUGGACAGCAGUGUUCCCAAGUGACACGGUAAAACUCACUGGGGUCCACCAUUCGACUUAGUGAAGUUCUCUGGAAGCAUUUGAGUGCUGCAUUCCUGGAAAUGUUUCACUAGGUGCCUAAAUAUAAACUGGAUUAUUGUACACGUCCAGCCUCUAUCCUUUGUGCUGUGCUCAUAGAUGAUGCUGCCAUGGGCCUGGUGUACCUCCCCUCCUGGGCACUUAUUUUUUGGGAUCUCGAUGAAGAUGGAUGCUGUUACAGACUGACAGUAAUGCUUAUUGAAAUGGAAUGAUUCAAGCUCCUAGAACAUUUCCAUCAGCCAGAAAAGGAAUGAAUGUAGAAGGAAAGAACUGCUUGUUCACAGACCUCAUUGCUCAAAAAAACUGAAUUUCACCUGCCUAGGACAGGAAGAAAAAACCAAGACCCAGCAACUUUCUACAGCCAAUGAAAGGCUUUCUACUAAUUAAGACUUCAGAAGCUCUAGAAAGAAAACUUUUUGAAAGUGUGACACCUCUUUAUCCAAGUUUACCAUAUCAAUAACAGGAGGGCCUUUCCUAUCCCUCCUUCUCUAAACUUUACCACUCCUGUGUUCACAGUAAGAUUUUUUUUUUGGUUAAGGAGUGAAGCUGAAGAGAGGGAAAUACUUUUUUGGUAGAAAUUCUUGUGUGAUUUGACAUCAGCUGCAGAGUUUUGGUUUCAAACUUUGUGCUGCCCAGUGUUUUGUGACCUAAAUAAUUUUUUUAAUGACUUCUCAUGGAUAAAAUGAUGUGGAAAAACUUUUUAUCAGCUGUAUCCUAUAGCACAAUGUUAUCUGAUAGGUUGCAACUUUUUUUCUAUGAAACUAUGGUUUACUUCAGCUCAAAUAAUGGUUGUAUAUAGUUUCUACCCUUGUCCAAUAUACUUUAUUUUCUCUUAACUGAUACUGAAGCUUUUUAAUGCUGUAGAGGUGUGUUGACAAAUUGCUUUUAGUCCUUGUUUAAAGUUCUGCUGAAAUAUUCUCUUGAAACUUGCUUAUGAUGGCAUUUGUCUUAAGUGUGGUUCAAGUGACAGCAAAGUGGUCAAAUAGUGUAGAAAAACUUGCAUGACUUUUUGGGCUUUUUCUCAUCACUUGUAUAUGCACAGCAUGAAACUUCAAUAAAAGUAUCAUGGUAGUCUUUUUUUUAUGACUCAUGUGCAGUUUUUUUUGUUUUUGCUCUUAACAAGGGUUGCUCCAAAGGGUUAGCUGUAAUGUGGGUGUACCCAGAAAUUUUUUGCCUGUAUCUAAGUAUGCUGGCAUCUAUGACAUUACUCAGAUGCUUGAAACCAGACAGCAGCCAGGAUCAAACAGGUUGUCAUCCUCAGCAUCAACCUCACUGUUAACAGAGAAGAAGAAAGUUACAACUACUAUGUUAAAUUACAACUACCUAUGACUAUGAUAAAAGUCAAAUUUUCAGCAAUGUAAGCUGAAUGUUUUGGCAGGUGCUUAUGUUUUGUAAUGGACUGAGGAGCUUCUUUACUUGCAGUUGUCUGCAGUCUGGGAAAGGCAACACAGAUGAAAAUUCCACACGUGUUUCUGGGAGACAAGUGUGUCUGAAUGGGUGCAGGUUUUCCAGCACUACACUGAAAGACAAUUCUGUUACUUCCAAGUUGGUUCAACAUACACAUCCAUGUGUCAUUUGAUCAAGUUACAAGAUUUGUUUCCAGCCCCUCUACAUUUCCUAUUCAGGCAGCUUAGUGGUUUUUAAAUUACUUUGUAAAUUUUAUUUUAUACAGAAUGUUUAUGAGUGCACAGUGAGAGUAAAUAUAAAACCAUGAUAAUUUAAUAACCUCAAGAUCUGUCAUUUUAAGACAAAGCACAGGUUCUUUAAUAACUAAAUGGAAAAAAAAAAAAAAACCCACCCUGUCACCAGCUGUUCAAUAUGUAUGAAACCGCAACAUGUCAAGGGCUAAUUUUUUUGCUCCUGCAUAGAUCAGUAAAGUUUCCUGUGAUGUGGUGUGCUCAUUAAGCUUAGCUUUAUUUCAGAUUUUUUAAAAAAGAUUUCAGUGAAUGCUACCUAUAAGCCCUCAGCAUUUUAAGCAGCAAAUUCUUAAAGAGUAAGUAUUUGCCUAUAUGCCUUUCUUUCUCUGAAAGUUCAAUCUUGCAGCCUCUGCACCAACAACACUGAGUAAAUUCCUUUGCAGAAGUAUUAAGAUGGAAGUGUCCAUAAAGCACCUUUGUAGUAAAACAUUAUUUUCAACUCAUAAAAUGCUGCAGGCACACAAACACAUUCCCUUUGCUUGAGGAAACACACAGUUCUCAGAAUAGUCCUUUUUACUGUGAUUCACAAUAAAAAUCAUUUACAACGUAUUAAUUAAAAAUAAUGCCAUUUGGAGUCUGGCACAGAUGUUUUCCUUUAUCAAAGAGGAAGCUAAUGUAAAAUCCUUUUUCUCCCUAAAAGACUUCAUAAAGUAAAUUAAACUUUUUUUUUUUUU